Aspergillus ochraceoroseus IBT 24754 is the source of this 1268-nucleotide messenger RNA. RefSeq names its product pyridoxamine 5'-phosphate oxidase family protein. Gene Ontology annotation, cellular component: nucleus; cytoplasm. The record is from RefSeq and is a predicted model, not a curated record. The transcript has 2 exons. Bases 51 to 776 code for a protein of 241 amino acids. NCBI's taxonomy places the organism in Eukaryota, Fungi, Ascomycota, Eurotiomycetes, Eurotiales, Aspergillaceae.
GACGAAUUAUUUGCAUUAAUUCCGUAUACAGUGACUCUCUUGUAACCACAAUGGCUGAUUCUCUGAAUCCUCCCCUGUCUUACGAGGCAUCUGCCACGGCCACCCAUCGUCAUGUCGCAACCACCCUCCCACCAGAGGUCAUUUCCAGUCUGAAGAAUUCUCGCUUUCUACAUCUCGCGACUUGCGAUGGCUUGACCCCUCACAUCUCCCUCAUGUCUUACACCUACUUGGCGUCUACUCCGUUCGACCCGUAUCCUACGAUUAUCAUGACGACCAAUCCCUCUUCUCGAAAGACCACCCAUUUAACGAUCAAUCCCCGGGUUUCUUUGCUGGUACACGACUGGGUGUCGCACCGUCCGCCUACCCGGGCCCCGAAUCCCGGAGGGGCCCGUGACGGAUCCCCGCCCCCUGCAGCAACCCGGUCCUCUUUGGCCAGUCUACUUCUAAAUCUGAAUACGAGCGCGUUGUCCAGCAUCUCCACUACUAUCACAGGCACUGCUCGCUUCCUGGAGCCCGGUUCGGAGGAGGAGACGUGGUGCAAAGAAAGACAUCUGGAAAAUAACACCUUUGAGGAGGAAAUGAGUGUAUUUGGGGAGCAACAGCAGCCUGGACAAAGGCGCCCUAGCAUUUCAAUCGAUGGCGACGUCCGGGUCGUUGUUGUCCGAGUUCAAGAGGGUCGAAUCGCCGACUGGAAGGGUGGCGUGAGGGAUUGGGUUGUGGUUCAAGAGGGUGAUGAAUCUUCGGGUGAGCCUCUAGUAAACGGUGUGGCACAGUGAAGAAUUAUAUAAGGUGGCCUUCGUGAUUUAUUCCAGCCGGGCGUUUUGAGUGUUUCUUUCGAUCUUAGGUUCAGCCAGAGGAGCAUACCUUCCACGGGGUCCAGAAGCAUUACGGUUCACCUACGCUUAAGUCACUGGUAGUAUAUUAUCAAUUGCCUCCAUUUUGGUUCCCAGCUUUCCUCGUUACGAGCGCAAGUCCUGUGGUUGAUUUAACAGAUUGGCAUAUCUUGAUGAAGGUCGUCAAACUAUGACAGUAGAAAGUUGACCGAAAUGGAUUCAAUUGGGUCUAACUAGGAAAUAGAGAGAAGGAGAGAUGCUUGGAGGAAGCAUGAAGAUCUAGAAGGAAAUGGUGGCCUUAAAUACAUAGAGUAGUCACGUGUCGCUAUCUUCUUCUUUAUAGUAAUGCUGCUUUAUAGUGGUGCUGGUUGUAUUCACUGAGUGCAGCACUUCAACACACCCCCCUUAGUAAUAUAUCUAUUUCAUGAAGCUAUU